Scomber japonicus (chub mackerel) is the source of this 1679-nucleotide messenger RNA. It is a transcript of the gene znf622, whose product is annotated as zinc finger protein 622. The record is from RefSeq and is a predicted model, not a curated record. NCBI's taxonomy places the organism in Eukaryota, Metazoa, Chordata, Actinopteri, Scombriformes, Scombridae. The transcript has 7 exons. Gene Ontology annotation, biological process: ribosomal large subunit biogenesis. Gene Ontology annotation, cellular component: preribosome, large subunit precursor. Gene Ontology annotation, molecular function: zinc ion binding; nucleic acid binding. Bases 112 to 1542 code for a protein of 476 amino acids.
GUCACCAGGAAGCUUCCCUCGUGUUAGACAACAGCACAUUUUUACAAACAAUUACCUUAAAAACACAUCUGUUCUUUAUUUAGGAGGAGUCCGCUGGAUGAAUAGGUCUCCAUGGCUUCCUACACCUGCAUCAGCUGCCGGGUGGCUUUCGCAGACGGCGAGGUCCAGCGAGCGCACUACAAAACCGACUGGCACCGCUACAACCUGAAGCGCAAGGUGGCCGACAUGCCACCAGUCACCGCUGAAAACUUCCAGGAGCGUGUCAUGGCGCAGCGGGCUGCCGCCGAACAGCAGCUAAGCGACGCGGCAAUGGGUGAAGGCUGCGCCGUCUGCAACAAGAAGUUCUCCAGCGCCAACGCCUAUCAGAACCACCUGCAGUCCCACAAACACCAGCAGGCGGAGAAGGCAGCCGUGCUCGCCGCCCAGAGGAAAGUGGACAAGAUGAACGAGAAGAAUUUGGAGAAGGGGCUCGGUGACGAAAAGCCGGACCACGACGCCAGGAACGAGGCGCUGCAGCAGGCCCUGAAGGAGCAGCAGAGGCCAAGCCCGGCCAAACACGAGAAGGCUCAGACGUCGCAGGGAGAGAAGAAGCCCGGGGCGGAGAAGCCGGAGAAACCUCCCAGGUUGAUGUGGCUGGAGGAACAAGCCAAGAGGAGAGAGAAAGAAGAAGGAGCCACAGCAGAGGAAGAAGAUUGGGAGGAUGUUGAGGAGGAAGAGGAGGAGGAUGAGGACGAUGACGAGAUGGAGGACGAUGAAGACGCAGAGGAGACGAUGGAUCAGGAGGAAGGAGGAGACCCGGCGGCUCUGUCGGACGCUCACCCAGCCGCUCUGCCGGGAUCCAUCGCCGUCACAGACUGCCUCUUCUGCUCUCAUCAUUCCAAGUCGCUGAUGAAGAACGUCGCCCACAUGACCAAAGUCCACAGCUUCUUCAUCCCCGACGUGGAGUUCAUCGUCGACCUCAGAGGCCUCGUCCGAUACCUGGGAGAGAAAGUCGGUGCUGGGAACGUUUGUUUGUGGUGUAACGAGAAGGGCCGCUCGUUUUACUCAGCAGAAGCCGUACAGAGUCACAUGACCGACAAAAGCCACUGUAAGCUCUUCACAGACGGCGACGCUGCGCUGGAGUUCGCCGACUUCUACGACUUCAGGAGCAGCUACCCAGAGAAGAAGGAGGGAGACGAUGCUGAGAUGGACGACGAUGAAGAGCUGCCUGACGAUAAGAGUCUGGAGUACGACGACGAAACGCUGGAGCUGACUCUGCCUUCAGGGGCAAAGAUCGGCCAUCGCUCCCUCAUGAGAUACUACAAGCAGCGGUUCGGCCACCAGAGGGCGCUCACUCUGUCCCACAACCAGAACGCUGUGGGCCGAGUGCUGAGGCAGUACAAAGCCCUCGGCUGGGGGGGAGACGCAGGCCACGGCUCGUUCUACCAGAAGCAGAAAGACAUGCAGUACGUACAGAUGAUGAAGUCUAAGUGGAUGCUGAAGAUGGGCGUGAGUCACAACGCCACCAAGCAGAAACACUUCAGAGCCCAAGUUAUGUUCUAAACCCGCAGCUGCUGGACCGCCACCUUCAUCACCUUCAUCACCACCAUCAUCAUCAUCAUCAUUAAGCAUCAGACCAGACUUCAAACAUGGCAGCAGCAGAGUGUAACGAGGAGGAAGUGCAGCCAGCGUUGUUACUU